CUCAUUUUAUCGCUACUUUCCCUCUGAUCCCAAAUGUGCGAUACUACGACAGGCGUUUACCGAACGGUGCGCGCCAUCUGGCCACCCACUCCUAAGUUCUCCGUCAACCAUAUCCCAGACUUAACCGGCAGGGUCAUCGUUGUCACCGGCGCAAAUACUGGCGUGGGCAAAGAAACCGUGAAAGCACUCCUCCAGCAUAAUGCCAAAGUAUAUCUCGCAGCGCGGAGCCGGUCCAAGGCCGAGGCUGCGAUAAAGGACUUGAAGGACGCAACGGGCAGGGACGCAAUUUUCCUAGAGCUGGACCUCUCGAGCCUGGCAUCGGUUCGCAAGGCCGCGGAGGAGUUCCUGGGCAAGGAGUACGAGCUAAAUAUCCUCUUCAACAAUGCCGGUGUGAUGGUCCCGCCGAUAGACCAGUUUACGUCAGACGGGUAUGAUCUGCAAUUCGGCACGAACGUCCUCGGGCAUUGGUAUUUUACGGAGCUGCUCCUGCCCGCACUACAGGCAGGCGCCCGGAACUCACCCGAUGGUUAUGCGCGCGUUGUCACCACGAGUAGCAGCGGCGCACACCUCGCCAAGCCCGUCGACUGGGACACUUUCCGCGAGCACCCAAACCGGCAAAAGCUCGGUACACAAUUGCUGUACUUCCAAAGUAAGCUCCUCAAUGGUGUCGUCGCGCACGAGUCGUCGAAGCGUUACAAAGACAUGAACAUCCUCUGCUACGCCUGCGAUCCUGGCGCUCUCAAGACCGACCUGCAGCGCUAUGCAACCCCUUUCCAAAAGAAGCUCGUUAAUGCCUUGCUACACGAGGCCUCGUAUGGUGCACUUACGCAGCUGUGGGCAGGUACGAUGGAGGAGACGGUUCAGUACAACGGCGAGUUCCUCAUUCCAUAUGCUCGUCCGGGCAAGACGAAGACUGCAAUGUAUGACCCCGAGAUUGGCAAGCGCCUGUGGGCAUACAUGGAGGAGCAAGUCAAGUCCAAGUAGCCUCUUUGUUUUUUUGGCUCACACUCGAUAAUUAUAUACCCUUGCUGUUAUUUAUAAACCGUAUAUCUGUUCGUAUAUCGAGUCAAGCCCGUCAAACUACUUAUGUCCGCC
Messenger RNA from Phanerochaete carnosa HHB-10118-sp, 1095 nucleotides. RefSeq lists its product as uncharacterized. NCBI's taxonomy places the organism in Eukaryota, Fungi, Basidiomycota, Agaricomycetes, Polyporales, Phanerochaetaceae. The record is from RefSeq and is a predicted model, not a curated record. Bases 34 to 984 code for a protein of 316 amino acids. The transcript is spliced from 6 exons.